GCUGCUCAGGAGCCCGAGCGGUGGCGGAGCUGCGAGCAGUGAGCAGCGCCUGCGGGAGCGGCCGGUCGGUCGGGUCCCCGCGCCCCGCACGCCCGCACGCCCAGCGGGGCCCGCAUUGAGCAUGGGCGCGGCAGUCUUGCGCUGGCACUUGUGCGUGCUCCUGGCCCUGGGCACGCGCGGGCGGCUGGCGGGGGGCAGCGGGCUCCCAGGAUCAGUCGACGUGGAUGAGUGCUCAGAGGGCACGGAUGACUGCCACAUCGAUGCCAUCUGUCAGAACACGCCCAAGUCCUACAAAUGCCUCUGCAAGCCAGGCUACAAGGGGGAAGGCAGGCAGUGUGAAGACAUUGACGAGUGUGAGAAUGACUACUACAACGGGGGCUGUGUCCACGAGUGCAUCAACAUCCCAGGGAACUACAGGUGCACCUGCUUUGAUGGCUUCAUGCUGGCACAUGAUGGACACAACUGCCUGGAUGUGGACGAGUGUCAGGACAAUAAUGGUGGCUGCCAGCAGAUCUGUGUCAACGCCAUGGGCAGCUACGAGUGUCAGUGCCACAGUGGCUUCUUCCUUAGUGACAACCAGCACACCUGCAUCCACCGCUCCAAUGAGGGUAUGAACUGCAUGAACAAAGACCACGGCUGUGCCCACAUCUGCCGGGAGACGCCCAAAGGUGGGGUGGCCUGCGACUGCAGGCCCGGCUUUGACCUUGCCCAAAACCAGAAGGACUGCACACUAACCUGUAACUAUGGAAACGGAGGCUGCCAGCACAGCUGUGAGGACACAGACACAGGCCCCAUGUGCGGUUGCCACCAGAAGUACGCCCUCCACUCAGACGGUCGCACGUGCAUCGAGAAGGAUGAGGCUGCAAUUGAGCGCUCUCAGUUCAAUGCCACGUCAGUAGCUGAUGUGGACAAGCGGGUGAAACGGCGGCUACUCAUGGAGACGUGUGCAGUCAAUAACGGAGGCUGCGACCGGACGUGCAAGGACACAGCCACUGGCGUGCGAUGCAGCUGCCCCGUUGGAUUCACGCUGCAGCCGGACGGGAAGACGUGCAAAGACAUCAACGAGUGCCUGGUCAACAACGGAGGCUGCGACCACUUCUGCCGCAACACCGUGGGCAGCUUCGAGUGCGGCUGCCGGAAGGGCUACAAGCUGCUCACCGAUGAGCGCACCUGCCAGGACAUCGACGAGUGCUCCUUCGAGCGGACCUGUGACCACAUCUGCAUCAACUCCCCGGGCAGCUUCCAGUGCCUGUGUCACCGCGGCUACAUCCUCUAUGGGACAACUCACUGCGGAGAUGUGGAUGAGUGCAGCAUGAACAACGGGAGCUGUGACCAGGGCUGCGUCAACACGAAGGGCAGCUACGAGUGUGUCUGUCCUCCAGGGAGGCGGCUCCACUGGAACCGGAAGGACUGCAUGGAGACGGGCAAGUGUCUUUCUCGCGCCAAGACCUCCCCCCGGGCCCAGCUGUCCUGCAGCAAGGCGGCCGGUGUGGAGAGCUGCUUCCUUUCCUGCCCAGCCCACACGCUCUUCGUGCCAGACUCGGAAAAUAGCUACGUCCUGAGCUGCGGAGUUCCAGGGCCGCAGGGCAAGGCGCUGCAGAAACGCAACGGCACCAGCUCUGGCCUCGGACCCAGCUGCUCAGAUGCCCCUGCCACCCCCAUCAAACAGAAGGCCCGCUUCAAGAUCCGAGAUGCCAAGUGCCAUCUCCGGCCCCACAGCCAGGCGCGAGCAAAGGAGACCGCCAGGCAGCCGCUGCUGGACCACUGCCAUGUGACUUUCGUGACCCUCAAGUGUGACUCCUCCAAGAAGAGGCGCCGUGGCCGCAAGUCCCCAUCCAAGGAGGUGUCCCACAUCACAGCAGAGUUUGAGAUCGAGACAAAGACGGAAGAGGCCUCAGACACUUGCGAAGCGGACUGCUUGCGGAAGCGAGCGGAGCAGAGCCUGCAGGCUGCCAUCAAGACCCUGCGCAAGUCCAUUGGCCGGCAGCAGUUCUAUGUCCAGGUCUCAGGCACUGAGUACGAGGUAGCCCAGAGGCCAGCCAAGGCCCUGGAGGGGCAGGGGGCAUGUGGCGCCGGCCAGGUGCUACAGAACAGCAAAUGCGUUGCCUGUGGGCCUGGCACCCACUUCGGCGGUGAGCUCGGCCAGUGUGUGCCAUGUAUGCCAGGGACAUACCAGGACACAGAAGGCCAGCUCAGUUGCACACCGUGCCCCAGCAGUGACGGGGUUGGUCUGGCUGGUGCCCGCAACGUGUCGGAAUGUGGAGGCCAGUGUUCUCCAGGCUUCUUCUCGGCUGAUGGCUUCAAGCCCUGCCAGGCCUGCCUCGUGGGCACGUACCAGCCUGAGCCCGGGCGCACCAGCUGCUUCCCCUGCGGAGGGGGUUUGCUCACCAAACAUGAAGGCACCACCUCCUUCCAGGACUGCGAGGCUAAAGUGCACUGCUCCCCCGGCCACCACUACAACACCACCACCCACCGCUGCAUCCGCUGCCCCAUCGGCACCUACCAGCCUGAGUUUGGCCAGAACCACUGCAUCACCUGUCCGGGCAACACCAGCACAGACUUCGAUGGCUCUACCAACGUCACACACUGCAAAAACCAGCACUGCGGCGGCGAGCUUGGUGACUACACCGGGUACAUCGAGUCCCCCAACUAUCCUGGCGACUACCCAGCCAAUGCCGAAUGCGUCUGGCACAUCGCGCCUCCCCCAAAGCGCAGGAUCCUCAUCGUGGUCCCGGAGAUCUUCCUGCCCAUCGAGGAUGAGUGCGGCGACGUUCUAGUCAUGAGGAAGAGCGCCUCGCCCACGUCCAUCACCACCUAUGAGACCUGCCAGACCUACGAGAGGCCCAUUGCCUUCACCUCCCGCUCCCGGAAGCUCUGGAUCCAGUUCAAAUCCAAUGAAGGCAACAGCGGCAAAGGCUUCCAAGUGCCCUAUGUCACCUAUGAUGAGGACUACCAGCAACUCAUAGAGGACAUCGUGCGCGAUGGGCGCCUGUACGCCUCGGAGAACCACCAGGAGAUUUUGAAAGACAAGAAGCUGAUCAAGGCCCUCUUCGACGUGCUGGCCCAUCCCCAGAACUACUUCAAGUACACAGCCCAGGAGUCCAAGGAGAUGUUCCCACGGUCCUUCAUCAAACUGCUGCGCUCCAAAGUAUCUCGGUUCCUGCGGCCCUACAAAUAACUAGGGGGAGCGGCCCUGCCUGGGGGUGGCCUGGUCCACGGAGGGCGCACCUGCCCUCCACAGUGGGAGCUGCAUGGGCCUCCUCGUCGCCUUGGGAACCCCAUGGCACUGCCCUUCAGGGAAGCCGACCAGCCCAUGGAGACCAAGCCCAGGCACCCUUCGGACCCGCUGCCCCUGUGGGAGCACCCUGCUUCAGGAAGCCUCCCUCCCUCCCUCCGCCUCCCUUCUCCAGGACACCAAGAGCGCCCUCUCCUGAGCCCUGGCGGACCGACUGCAGGUAGCAGGAUUGCAGGACCCUCCGCCUGGCCUGGCAUUUCAGGAGAGAGGGGAAGUGGGGCCUAUGUUCUGGGAGGCGUGGUCAUUCGAGACAGGAGGCCAGGGGAGAGAGGAGGGGACAAAGGUGCUGUCUCGGGGAGGUCGAUGAGCCUGUGCUAGCAUCCGCAGGCCCCACGCUCUGCCAACUCCUCCAGCCACAGGCAAGGCCACAGCUCCGGGCUGUUACACUCUAAGGGUUCUGUGAUGGGAUGGAACAGAGCUGCUGGAGAGGAGACUGGAGGUUUCUGCGUUCCUUCAACAGAACAUUUAAUGAAGUACUCUAUAUAUAUAUAUAUAUAAAUAUAAAUAUAAAUAUAUAUAUAUACACUUCUAUUUGUGGGUACUUUAGGAGAAUGCCCUUUGGUCACUGUAAAUAUGAAUUGUGACCCCAUCCCUUCCCGCAUGAGCCCAGUGAGUCCCAGCAGCUAUCAGCCUCCCUAAACAGCUCCUCCCAGCA
Messenger RNA from Piliocolobus tephrosceles (Ugandan red Colobus), 3950 nucleotides. RefSeq names its product signal peptide, CUB domain and EGF like domain containing 1 (gene SCUBE1). The coding region runs from base 122 to 3178 and encodes 1018 amino acids. Gene Ontology annotation, biological process: signal transduction. Gene Ontology annotation, molecular function: calcium ion binding. Gene Ontology annotation, cellular component: cell surface. NCBI's taxonomy places the organism in Eukaryota, Metazoa, Chordata, Mammalia, Primates, Cercopithecidae. The record is from RefSeq and is a predicted model, not a curated record. The transcript is spliced from 23 exons.